AGAAAAAGCGUCCCUGAUUAUGCCAAGCUGAAAAAUCAAGUAGUAAAAGAAGACGAGAAGCUGUUCGGAGAAUUAAGCACCAAAGUGAAGAAUGAAGAAAGUAAAAAAAAAAACAUACUCGAGUAUAAGUCAGACUUAGAUACACAUCUAGACAAAAUGAUGGCAAAAAAUGAAGAUGGACAGUAUAUCAUCACCGCAGGACUUAUUAUGCAAAAUUUCAAGAAGUACCAAAAGGACCUCAUGGAAGAAUGUGGGAAAAGAUUCUAUGGGAAAUUUAGAAUCUCUCUUGGGACGAAAAAAAAAAUCAUAUUGAAAAAAUUUAGAGAAGCCCUCAAGUACUCUAUCAGAGUGAUGCAGGAUCUAGCACCUAGUUAUGAUGAGAAAGAAUACACAAAGACCUUCACCGAUAUUUAUAUGAAGAAAAAGGAGACUUACAAAGCAGAGUACUCCAAAACUAGGAGGAUAAUUUCUAAAAAAAUGGACAUAGCUUUUAGGAAGUAUGUCAAAGAACACUACGAGGAAAAAGACGUCGUAAUUAGGAAGGAACUUCAAAUCAUUCGCCAACUAGUUCUCACCAAAAUUGACCAAAUUUACACAGAGCUUUACAACAACCUGCAUGUGGAAGUCCAAAUCGACUUGGAGUCCAUAAAAAAUGAAAAACUAAAAAUGAAGAAAAAGGUUUUCCAAAUUGUCAGGCAAAAUAUUAACUACCCAAAUGAUUUGAAACUCCUCGAGGGAAACUUGGACCAUUACAAGGCUGACGAAACCCCUGAGGGGAAGAACCAAAAAGAGGUACUUAACGCUGAAAUUGCUAAGCUAAAACAGAGAAUAGAAAAAAAUAAAAGUGAUGUGGCUAAACUUAGAACCCAUUUUGAAUCCAUUUUAGAGAGGUACGAACAGGCCCUAAUAAAAAUGGACGCUAUAGACGAUUUAGAAAAACGAUUCAGGCUCUUCCGCUUCGAAGUCGCCAAAGAGUACAAAGAUUGCAGACACCACAUCGAUGCACUGGUCUCCCUUUUGGACCAAGACGCAGGGGAGUACAUACGAAUUGAGAGUCUCACCAAAGAACUGCUGAACGAUGUAGACCAAAUCAAUUACGACAUCAAUGAAACGAGGAUUCUCCUGCAUGCACUCAAAACUAAAAAGAAGCACAUCGAAUUGGACAUACAAAUAGGGGAAAAACUGUACAAAAUGGAGCAAAAUUCGGAUAUUAACUCCAAAAAUGACGAGAAGAGAGGAAAACUAAAGGAGAUAGUCACCAAAAUAGAGGAUGAAGAACACAAGUUGGAAAAACUCUACAUCAGGAGGGACGUCUUCAUGAAGGAUCUAAACUUCAUCAUCAGCGAUAGUGAAAAGGAUCCCCCAGAAACGGUCAAAUUUCUACUCCCAGAACUUGUAAAAAAAAAAGAUAAAAAAAAUUUAGAACACUUUAUGAUCGAAAUUAUGAUCGAGACGGAUAUAGAAAAUAAUGCACUCACCAAACUUGUUGAUACUUUUAAAAAAGACCUCCUUUUCUACAAGUACCACAUUAUCAACACGCAAGAUUAUUUGAAGUUACCCACUGAUGAGAAAAACAUCGAUGAAAAAUUUACAGCCCAUUUGGAUAGAAACGCAAAGAUGUUCGCAGACAAAUUGGAAAGCUUUCGAGGAGAGUUAAUAACAUACAAACAGUUAGUGAAAAAACAAGGGGGGGAUAAGCAGCCAGAUGCUAUGACCUACCUUAAGAGGAAUAUAGCUCAUUUGAAGAAUAUGAUUCAUGCUCUACGAAACGGAGGACAUAUAGAAGACAUAAGUUACAUUUUGAUAAACCCAGAUUUUUUCAAAACUGGGGGAAUUAAAAACGAAGACAGAGAAAGCGAACUAGCACACACGGCGCUGCUAAAAAGAUAUUCCGCUUUGAACUCCCUAGGGAAGGUCCUCACCGACUCACAGAAUAAAGCACUCCACUUUGGCAUACAUUACAAAUACACAUCAGAUAAGGUCCUAUGGUAUCUAGCUAUCUUAAAAAAGUACAUCGAAAGAACCGAGAUGGUAUAUAAUAACUCGUACGAUCCGGGGAAGAAAUCCAGACUUAAGUUAGCAGAGUUCAUAAAAAAUAGAGCCGAUGCCGCUUUGGAAGAACCAGUGCUUCUCCAGUACGGAGGAGACAUAUGGGGAGGCUCAUGGGGAUUCGCAUGGGGGGAAGCCGGAGACAAGCAGAAGUACCUACGUGUCAUGAAGAAAGAGCAGACCUAUCCAUACAAGUUGAAAGAAAUAAAGGAUCUCUACGUUGUGGAUAAAAUUGUGAAGGACAAACUGGUGAAAACAGGGAAGCUAGACUCGCUGAAGGAUUACAUGCACGUGAAGGUAUACAAUAUCGUGGAGGUAAAGGACCCACCCAUGACUCUCUUCGAUAAGGAGGAGCUGAAUCAGUUGAAGCUGUUGACCCCAGAUGGGCACAUCACGCAGGGCAGUGUGCAGAAUUAUCUGACCCACUUGGGGUUCAUUUCAAAAGGGGGAGCACCCAGUGCAGAAGAGCACAGUGGGGGAGCACCCAGCGGGGGAGCUGACCUACUGCCCGCCAUCCUCCAAACGGCGGCCGACUACCUAAAAAAAAGCAACAUCAGUUACGACGCCAUUUUGGAAGUGCUGAAAUAUCUGCAGGCUACUCCCGACGCGAUCAACGUGCGGGACAUCAUAACCCUGAGCGAAAUAAUUCUGGACAAUUCGAACGUCUUCUUCGUGAAGCAGGACACGAUGAGCAUCUACAUUUUAACCUUUUUGGAGCUCCUCGGGGUCCAGGUCAAGAUGGAUGAUAUACAGAAAAGGGACCGAAAGUCCAGAGUGAUGACUUACCUGAGCAUUUUAAAAAGUUACUACAAGAAGGUGGAAAUUAGGGACGAAAUGAAGAAACACGUGUUGCGAUUUUUGAAGCCGAAUGAUGCUUUCCCAACUUUGUCCUACAAUCCAAAGUUGCAUGAGUUCCUCCUAGGAGUUCAGCAAAGUCUGGAUGGAAAUUCUACCCUUUACGAAGCAUUUAAAAAGGAAAAUGCCGAAUUUGUAACAGAGCUUUUAAGUGGAGUAAAGAAGGGACUUGACGAAUUUGUGGAUUAUAUCUUCGCCAAGGUAGCUACAAUGAGUUCGGAAAAUUUCAUGUCCAAAUACUAUCACGUGCAUGAGUACAAACACGAGGAAAUGACUAAGUUAGAUAUCUGGUCAUAUGAUUACAGAACCAUUAAUCUGGACGAAAUGAUAACAUUAUUUUUUUAUUUUGUAAAUCCAGACCUUCGAAAUCUGCUGAAUGAGUAUGCCAUAAAAGCAAAUCUGUCAUGUCUGGAUAAAUUUCCCACCUUUGAUUUUAAGGACAUUUUUUCUGUCACAAAUGACACUCAGUUGAAUGAGCUGUUCCUUGAGAAAAUUGGAAAUUUUGGAUAUGGACGUGUCCAAUCGUUAGUAUACAUAUGGAGGUAUUUAUUACAUCCCGAUAAUAAGGAGUUCUUUACCUACGAGAAGGUCAGUUCUACUGUCGAAAGGUAUUUUUCGAACACUGUAUUUGAUGAUAACACUCGGGCGAUGCUCUCCAAAUUGGUGUACUCCUUCCUCGGCAGAAUAUCCUACCACACGGUGUCUUACUUUGAUAUAGAGAUGGAGCCUCUCAUCCAAAAUAGCGAUAUGGAGUUGAUUACCCUUUUCCAUAAUAUCCUAAAUAAGUUAAAUUUUAUUUUAUAUUGUACCAACACGAAACCUUAUCUAGAACGAUAUGCCCCGGCGAAUUUGCUCUCGUAUAGCAGACCUUUCAAAUUAGACGCACUGAAGAUAUUUCACCAGUUUGUGAAUUCCCUGCCACAUUAUUUACGCUCUCACAUUGUUAACUUUUUCGAGACGGACUUCUCCGAAAUAACGGAAAAUUUGAUUGUAGAUUUAUUCCACCAUUUUGAGUCCUUCCUGGAUAACAACAGUAGCUCCUUCGAAUCGGAAGAAGAAAAUAAAAUCGAGUCUUUCUUCAAAUUGAAUUAUUUCUUCACCAAAAAUAAAAACGUCGAGGAUGGAAACUACAAAUCCAUGCUUCUGGAAAACCCGAAUUUUAAGGAGGCAAAAAUUAUCUUCAACAGGAGAGUCAAAUACGAUCAUGUUAAUAAAAAAACCAACUACCAAGAAAGCCUUAAAUUAAAAGACCUCAUAGAUGAGAAGUCAUUUAAAAUGCUACUCCAGAAUUUGAUCAAAGAACAAAUCACCUUUGAUGAAUUGGAUGAAAAAUUUAAAAGCUUUAUGAGUAAAAAAAAAUUGGUCUUCCCAAAAUUUGAUAUCCUAAAAACGAAAAUUGUGCAAACAGCAGAUGAUCUGUAUUAUUUGAAGAUUUACAAAUACCUUUAUGACACAUUUCAGAAGAUCCAUGUGACGCAGCCCAUCCAUGAUUUGUAUUUUCUCUUUUUGAAAACCCUUCUCGAUUAUUCUGUUGCCCCGUUUGAAUUUACGGAUGACCAUGUGCAGAAGCAAUUGAACAUACAGCUUGCACGUAAGUACCGCAAGUACAUAGACUUCCUAUCUCAGUUGUUCUCUUGCCUAUUCAACUUCUACUACUACGACGAUACGAUUCAUUGCCAAAAUUUUGGGAACUACAUCAGUGAGGAGGAAUUCUCCCCUGAGCAGAAAAUGCUGAACAUUUUUCAAACCCCGUUUGUGGAACUUCCACAGACGGUACAGAAUAACCAAAUAAAUUUCGACUAUCACAUAAAUGAGGAGGAUCUAUUCCUUGACUUUAUUAAAGAAUUCAUUCCAGAAAAUCAAAAAAUGGAUCAGAAGCAGAUACAAGUAGAAUCAUUCAAAAUCAGAUACUUCAUCACAGAAAUCUCCAAAUUUGUCAUGCGCACAGUUAUGUCGAAGAUGCCAUCCUCAUACCUUUUCAAAAUGGGUCACAAAGACUUUUACAUAAAUGUGGACGACAUAGUUAACAAUUUACAGCCAUUCUUUGAACAGGUUCGCAAAGUCAAAGCACCAUCAGAUCAGGUUAAUUCGUCCUACCAUGUCAUCAGUGGAACUAUAGCAAACUUCAUGGAUACGAACAAUGAAGACGCUGCUUCUUUCCGAUUCCAAAAUAUUAAGUUUUAUCUUAACAACCACGUCACGCAACUCUUCCUCCAGAAUAACAUGUCCUUUAAGUACUUCAUCGAGUUUAUCAAAAAUAUUGACAGGUUUAAGACCUACUUCCCGACCCUCUCCGAGUUGUACGUGUUCGUGGACAAACACGUAAACAUCAUCAACGCGAUUACACACCCCAACUUCACCGAGCGCGCCACUACGCAGCACGUCAUACAGAUUUUCGUCGACACGCUUAAGAACUUCGGCGUCGACCUAUACGCGGUGUAG
This is a messenger RNA of Plasmodium cynomolgi strain B, 5346 nucleotides long. RefSeq names its product pfg377 homolog. The annotation marks the transcript as partial. The record is from RefSeq and is a predicted model, not a curated record. The transcript has a single exon. Lineage: Eukaryota; Apicomplexa; Aconoidasida; Haemosporida; Plasmodiidae.